This is a messenger RNA of Patella vulgata (common limpet), 2614 nucleotides long. RefSeq names its product protein O-linked-mannose beta-1,4-N-acetylglucosaminyltransferase 2. The transcript has 2 exons. Gene Ontology annotation, biological process: protein O-linked glycosylation via mannose. The record is from RefSeq and is a predicted model, not a curated record. Lineage: Eukaryota; Metazoa; Mollusca; Gastropoda; Patellidae. The coding region runs from base 342 to 2435 and encodes 697 amino acids. Gene Ontology annotation, cellular component: endoplasmic reticulum. Gene Ontology annotation, molecular function: protein O-acetylglucosaminyltransferase activity; protein binding.
UACAGGUGACCUUCACCCGGGAUGUCAACAAACAUGUCUGCCUCCAUCAUCGGUGAAUGAGUUAUCUCAAUAUCUGAUUGUUUUCUGCAUAAACGUAUUAGCUUUUUAAAGAAAGUAUACGGGAGUCUGUUUGAUAUAUAGUAAGAAUCUGGUAUAGAAGAUAAAAUUUCAAGACACGUCCUACUUUUCUGCUCCGACUGGGCUAAUUAUUCUAAUGAAGUCGGAAAUUGAUAACCUAUCUUCUAAGUUGUGUUCUUCUAGUUCAGCUGUAUGUGUGAACAUGUGUAGGAGUUGGUAAUAAUGGCAGUUUAGUUGUGAUGUGACCAUUAUAUAAAUAUAGUAUGAGCUUCCAUCUGAUAACCCAUGCUGUAUGUGCAGCUGUUAUUGCUACAUUAAUACGUAAAUACCUCUACAUCAGUUACCAAUAUGAAGAAUUAGAAAUAUUAUAUGAAUCAUGUACAAACCACAUUGAAGGUAAACAACCUGGUUUUAAGAGCCAUGGCACAGAAUCGAAUCAAUUUCAUAAUAAAUACCUGGAAGAAGAAACAAUGGAAGUCAGAUUAGGAUUAGGAGAUAAUCUGAACAAAUUUGAUAAUACAAAAGAAAUGGAGUAUUUUGAUAAUCUUAUGACUAGUGGUAGUGAUGAUUAUUUGACUGAUGAAUUGGUCAAUGAUUAUACAGGAACACAAUUUACUCCAAGGUCUGAAGAAAAGGUUUUGAUUUCUGAAUCAACAUCAAAAUAUAUUUUACCAAGCACCUCACACACCAAUCAACAGCACCCAGAAGCUAUUGUUAAUCCAUCAGAGGUACAAGAAAAGCAACCUAUAAGUGAAAGUAAAGUGACACCCACCCCAUAUACUUCUGUUUGGUGCCAUGGAGCCAGUACCAAAGACAGAAUCUGCCAUUUCCACAAUCUGUGCUAUCAUACAAAACACAAGGAUUUUAUUUUCUUUCAAGAUAAAAAUAGUUUUCACGAAAAUCUUCCCCUCGAAAAUAACUUUAUGAAUAUAUUAGACAUGUCUUCAGUUGCGAACCAUAAUUUACAUUACUUUUCACUGACUACUUUACCCAGUCAUGCAAUAAAUAAUUUUACAAUCAAGUGGAUAAAGCCUAUUAGUUUAAUAUUUAAUCGUUUUAAACUUGAUAAUGUUAUGCAUGUUAUACACGAUGAUAUAUUACCACUUCAUCAUACACUUAAACAAAUCUCAUUUAAUACUAAUAAUUCUACAAACUUUAUAACGACUAGUGAUUCAAAUCUUCAUCAAAAGUUUGAUAUUCAGCUUGUUGCAAUGGAUGGAUUAGAAGAAGACGAAGAUUCUUUAUUGAUGUAUAAUAUAUUUUCAAAUCAUAAUCUGCUAACACGAGAAGCGAUUCAACAAAUGAGUGAAAUGGUCUGUUUUAAUGAUGCUUAUGUUGGAAUUUCAAAAUUAACAACUUGGUACCAAUAUGGAUUUCAUGAACCACAAGGACCUUUAGAUACAUCUGUGACUGGAUUUCAUAUUCAUCAAUCUAUUAACUACAUUCUAGCCAAUAUAAACAGUGACUGUCCACUCUGUAACAUUGGUCAGUAUUUAGUGCUAAUAUCUAGGAAAAACAAUCGACUCAUCAUAAAUGAAAUGGAUCUAAGUGUAGCAGUAGCUCAGAAAAUAGGAUUGCGAGUUAUGUCAGUUAGCUUAGAAACUCAUUCUCUUGAAGAGAUUGUGAAUAUUGUUCAUCAUUCUAAGGGUAUUAUAGGAAUGCACGGUUCAUUAUUAGUGACAGCUGCAUUUCUGCUACCGGGUAGUAUUUUAAUGGAGUUGUUUCCCUUUGCGAUCAAUCCAUCGCACUACACACCAUAUAAGACAUUAGCAGAGUUGCCUAACAUGGGAAUAGUCUAUAAAUCUUGGGUUAAUACACAUAUUAAUAAUACUCAGAUGCAUCCUGAUUGGUCACCAGCAUUAGGAGGAAUACAGCAUUUAGAAAACCAACAAGAAAUCAUGGAUCAAAAAGAAGUUCCCAAACAUUUAUGCUGUGAUGAUCCUUCUUGGUUGUUUCAUAUUUAUCAAGACACUAUAGUUCACAUACCAGAAAUCAUACAAUUAAUUCAAUCAGCACUUUUAAAAUCUGAAUCAAAAUCAUAUACCGGUAACAGGAACCAGUUAGUACCAGGUACAGUUUCUAACAUUAAGUGCACUAUUCGAGAACAUAAAGCAUCAAUAAGUUGGAACAUACCAUGGAAUAUACAGUAUUUAGUUCAGGAAUCUUUGUCAUAUGAUUUAUGGUUUUAUCAUGUCAAAUCUAAUACAACAUCAUCUUAUAUUUUACCAAAUAUAACUAGUCAUUCCAUAAAUUCCAUUAUAAAAAAUGAUGAUUAUUUAGUUUGGAUGAGAUGUAAGCUGAAUGAUGUUUUAGGUGUGUUUAGUGAAUCUGUGAAGUGUGGUAUUCAGAGUAAUUAGUGCUUAAAUAGUUGAUAUUAUUCAUAUAAGGAAUGAAAUUUAUUGAUAUGAACAGAACUGUUGAACAAUUGUGACAUGCAAACAUGACAGGUAGUAUUUGAUUGUAAUUAUGCAUUUAUUUCACUGCAAACUCCAGAUAUUUAUAAUGAUAUAUGAUAAUAAAAAUAGGUUAUAAUUCA